Messenger RNA from Aureobasidium pullulans EXF-150, 843 nucleotides. RefSeq names its product gluconate 5-dehydrogenase. Gene Ontology annotation, molecular function: oxidoreductase activity. Bases 1 to 843 code for a protein of 280 amino acids. NCBI's taxonomy places the organism in Eukaryota, Fungi, Ascomycota, Dothideomycetes, Dothideales, Saccotheciaceae. The record is from RefSeq and is a predicted model, not a curated record. The transcript has 3 exons.
AUGUCAGCCGAAGCAGAUGUCAAGCUCGAGGACUUCUCGUCCAUCUUCUCCCUGCCCCAAAAGGUGGCCGUAGUCACUGGUGGAUCCAGAGGUCUCGGUCUCCACGCCGCAUCUGGUCUCCUCCAAGCCGGGUGCUCCAAAGUCUUCAUCACCUCCCGCAAGGCCAAGGCAUGCGAGGAAGCAUGCGGCGCCCUCAACAAGCUGCCCGGCAUCAAGGGCAAGGCCAUCUCCGUACCCGCCGACAUCUCAAAGGUCUCCGAGAUUGAGCGUCUGGUAGCAGAAGUUGGAAAACACACCGGUCAUGUGGAUAUCUUGUUCGCCAAUGCUGGUGCAACAUGGGGUGCUCCUUUCGACAAGCACCCUGCCGAGGCCUUUGCUAAGGUCAUGGACCUGAACGUCAACAGUGUCUUUUACUGCAUUCAGAAAUUCGCUCCGCUACUCGAGAAGAAGGCUUCAUUAGCAGAACCCUCCCGCGUACUCGUCACAGCAUCUGUCGCGGGCAUUGGGAUUGGGUCUCUGGGAGAGAACGCAACACCCGGAUACAGCGCCUCCAAGGCCGCAGCACUCCAUCUCACACGCAACCUGGCUGUCGAGUUGGGUCCGAGAGGAAUCCUCUGUAACAGCAUUGCUCCUGGCUUCUUCCCCACCAAGAUGGCCAACGGCUUGAUGGCUUUGACUGGUGGUACACAGGCUCUUGCCGAUGCAAACCCCAACAAGAGAUUGGGCAAGCCCGAGGACAUCGCCGGUACUGUCGUAUAUCUUUGUUCCAGAGCAUCGAGUCAUCUGAACGGCGCUCACAUUGUCAUUGACGGUGGUAGUAUAUUGGGCCGCUCUAAGCUGUGA